AUGAGGAAGGACGGCGUCGCGCUCAGCUCGACGGCGUACCGCUGCAUCAUGGCCGCGCACGAGCGGACGGAUCCAGCAACCACCCUGGAGCUCUGCGACGAGCUGGUGUCGCGAGGGCUCAAGUUCGACCGGGUGUCGUUCAACGCGGCGCUUUGCGCCUACUCCCACCUGGGCAAGACCCACCAGGCCCUGCAGCUGUUCGAGACCAUGUCCAGCCACGGGCUGGAGCCCAACGGCAAGACGUACGGCACCCUGAUCCGGGCGUGCACCGCCGCCGACAAAGCGCACGAGGCCUUGGAGCUCUUCCAGACGAUGCAGGAGAAGGGCUUCGACCCCAACCGUUACGCCUACCAUGACGCCAUCCACUGCUGCGUCAAGGCCAGGCGGCUCGGGAGGGCCGUCGCGCUGUACAGGGAGAUGGUCAGCGCGCGCGUGCCGCCCUGCGACAGCACCUCCCUGCACCUGAGCAAGGCGUGCAGGAAGAACGGCUGGACUAAGAUCGCGGACGAGAUCGCCCAGGGCCUUGCGCACAAGAAAGGGCCAGCGGCGCCGCUGGGCGAGUCCGAGGCCUCCACCGAGUUCAGGGAUGCCACGGGGGCGCAGGAGGAGUCCGACUAG
Messenger RNA from Prorocentrum cordatum, 618 nucleotides. Lineage: Eukaryota; Dinophyceae; Prorocentrales; Prorocentraceae. The record is from the annotation of a GenBank genome assembly.